This is a messenger RNA of Schizophyllum commune H4-8, 962 nucleotides long. RefSeq lists its product as uncharacterized. Gene Ontology annotation, cellular component: transcription factor TFIID complex. The record is from RefSeq and is a predicted model, not a curated record. NCBI's taxonomy places the organism in Eukaryota, Fungi, Basidiomycota, Agaricomycetes, Agaricales, Schizophyllaceae. Bases 27 to 902 code for a protein of 291 amino acids. Gene Ontology annotation, biological process: transcription initiation at RNA polymerase II promoter. Gene Ontology annotation, molecular function: protein heterodimerization activity. The transcript is spliced from 4 exons.
CAUUGUUUUCCCCACCCGCCAUCAUCAUGGCGCAACAGCCGCAACCUCAGUACCACUACUACACGAACGCGAACUACGCGAGCCCGAACGUGCAGUACCAGACGCCCGCACCCCAGCAACAACAACAGCAACAGCAGCAACAAUAUGCCUCGUACCAGCUCAACCCGUACAACCAAGCUCCCUUCCAGGCGCAGCCUCCUCCUCGCGGACGCUCGUCGCCCGACCCCGUACCAGACAUGACACCAGAGCUCGCGAGCAAGAUCAUGCGCCGCUUCAUAGCAAGGGAGAUCAAGAAGCGGGGCUUUGAGGGCGUGGAGAACGCGGAAGUGCUGGCGCGGUUUGAGCGCGAGGUUGCUGGACACAUCCAGAACAUCUUCGCGAUUGCGCACGAAUACGCGAAUCUGUCGCAUAGGUCGUACAUUGCGCCGCCGGAUGUGUACCAGGCAUGUCAGGGCGAGGGUCUGACGACGCAGGAUCUGAGAACUAAGGCGAAGAAGAGGAAGAGAAGAGCACCUGUGGACAAGCUUGCGCCGCGAGCAGCAAGGACGCCGUCCCCCGAGCUCCUGCCCUCCGAUGACGAAGAUCAGGCCCACACUUAUCAGGGUGCUGCAAAGGGGCCUCUGACCCUGCGAGACGUGCCCUCCUAUCUGCCCAAGCUUCCACCCAAGCACACGUACCUCAAAUCACCGCCCACCUCCACCCAACAGCGCAGCCAAACAAUGCCCUCGCUCGAGAAGAAGCUCAAGACCGCGUCCCUCGUCCAGGACUCCCUCCGGCACCUCAUGUCGAACACGGAGGGCGUGGCCAUCCCCGAGGCCGACGUCGAGGGCUACGUCAAUUGGGAGCACAAUGUGUACGGACACACCCGCAAGAGGUGGAAGGUCGGGUCUUCGUCAACAUAGUGUUGUGUACGGAGCAUGGGUGUAGAUGCAAUCGGAUGAACGUGUUGAGAUUCUGCGCGA